AUGUCCCUCACUUUUGACCUGAACGAUACACUGGGUGCAGCGUUCAUUGGCUACAGUAUAUCAUGCGUCAUAUUCGGGAUUUUUACAACUCAAGCCAUCAGUUUUUAUCAUCGAUAUAGGACGGACCCUUUGAACUUGAAAAUCCUGGUGGGAGUGGUCUGGUGUACAGAAUUGCUUCAUCAAACACUAGUUGCACAUGCCUUAUAUCACUACACUGUCUCGCUUUUUGGCUCACCCAUAGCUGUAUUCACAGAACCCGUGGAAUGGUCUCUCGUGACUCAGGUCUUGGUUGGAGCCAUUUCAGGGAGCAUCGUAAAGGCUUCGCGUCUGGAGAUCAAUCGCAACAAAAUCGUUACGACUGCACUUGCGGUAGUCAUCCUCGUGCAAAUAGGGUGUAUACUGGGUAGUCUCAUGUAUUUAUCCCGUCAGCAUGUCACUAACGACGUUUACAUUACAGCCUAUGAGGUCGGAGCCUUCCAUCUUCAAAAUAUUCUGGACAUUGCGAAAAUCAAGGUCGUAGCCUCGCUAGCAUUAGCUACAGGAGCAUUAGCGGACUUUCUGAUCGCAGUAGCACUAUGCUACUAUCUUCGGAAAUUACGCACAGGAUAUCGAGAACCUGAUUCACUGCUCAACAGCCUGGUACAGUAUGCUCUGAAUACCGGUGCUUUAACGAGUACGAUGAGCAUUUUGACCCUAGUUUUGUAUGAUGCACGUACAUCUACAUUCCAAUAUAUGGGAGUGUAUUUCGUACUUUCUAAAAUGUUCGCUGUAUCGUUUAUGUGUGCGCUCAGCACCCGAAAACAGGUAACAGGGAAAAUAGGAGAUGAAUAUGCAUAUACGAACGGUGGCUUUGGUGGUUUCACUGCAGAAUCAUCUUUACGGACUGUAAAUCAUAUCGACCCUUAUCCUCUAAAACCACAAGCUACAGUUCAAGAUUCGAGCGUGAGCAUGGAGUUGGGAUCGUGGAAUGCUGAAAAUCAAUUAUACGGAGUCCAGAAUGAAUAUUCGAAACCACAGAUAUCUCCCUUGAGGAGAAAAGUUGAAGAAGUAUGA
Molecule: messenger RNA, 1053 nt
Organism: Lentinula edodes (shiitake mushroom)
Lineage: Eukaryota; Fungi; Basidiomycota; Agaricomycetes; Agaricales; Omphalotaceae
Exons: 18
Coding region: 1-1053 (350 amino acids)
Source: RefSeq, a predicted model, not a curated record